Messenger RNA from Aspergillus tubingensis, 1665 nucleotides. RefSeq names its product uracil transporter. Lineage: Eukaryota; Fungi; Ascomycota; Eurotiomycetes; Eurotiales; Aspergillaceae. The coding region runs from base 1 to 1665 and encodes 554 amino acids. The record is from RefSeq and is a predicted model, not a curated record. Gene Ontology annotation, biological process: nucleobase transport; transmembrane transport. The transcript is spliced from 9 exons. Gene Ontology annotation, cellular component: plasma membrane. Gene Ontology annotation, molecular function: nucleobase transmembrane transporter activity.
AUGGCCAGGUUUGGCAGUCGGGUGGUCUCCGCCCUCGAGCUGGAAUCCAGCCAGGACUCGCGCUGGUCCAACGAAGAUCUGCUUCCCACUCCUCCGGAGCAGUGCACCUGGCGCUGGUGGAACUAUGUCUCGUUCUACUGGUCCAUCUCUUUUACCAACUGGACCUUGGGAUCGACCAUGAUCGGCAUCGGUCUUAACUGGUGGCAGUCGAUUGUCGUCAUCUUCGUCUCCCAGCUCAUCUCGUCCGUCGCCAUGGCAUUCAACUCGCGCGCCGCCAGUGUAUAUCAUCUUGGAUUUCCCUGCGUCGGGCGCAGCGUGUUUGGCAUGUGGGGGAGCUACUACUUUGUCGGUGCACGAGCGGUGCUGGCCAUCGUGUGGUUUGCCAUUCAGAUGGACUUUGGCGCCGAAUAUAUGUACAACAUCCUGCGGGCGAUUUUCGGUCACCACUAUACCGACAUCCCCAACCACAUCCCAUCCAGUGCAGGUAUCACCACGCAGAAGAUGCUGGCCUUCUUCCUCUGCUGGCUGGUGCAUCUGCCCUUCUGCCAUUUCCGUCCCUACCAGCUGCGCAAGUUCUUCAUCUUCAAGACCUUCAUUUCCCUGCCCGCCAUGUUCGGAUUGUUCAUCUUCGCCAUGGCCAACACUAAGGGUCAGCUGGGGACGAUGUACACGGCCGAGGCACGAUCCACGACAGCAACCGCCUGGAUGAUUAUUGCGGGAAUCAACAGUGGCUUGGGUAACACGGCCACGUUGAUCACCAACCAACCCGACUACUGCCGCUGGACUAAAACUCGCAAUGCCCCGCUCUGGACCCAGUUGCUCUCGAACCCGAUCGCGGUGACGCUCUCGGCGAGUCUGGGUAUUCUGGCAACAGCCGCCAUCAACAACAAAUACGGCACCGAUAUCUGGAACCAAUGGGACAUGAUGGAGUUUAUCCUGGACCACUACUGGUCCGGCACGACCCGAUUCGCCGUGUUCCUUGUGGCCUUCGCCUGGCUGGUACAGAUCCUCGGAACCAACAUCGCGGCCAACAUGAUCUCCUUCGGUGCGGAUUCCUCCAUGCUGUUCCCGCGAUUCAUCAACAUGCGUCGCGGUCAGUACAUCGUGCAGACGCUCGCGUGGGCCGUCGUGCCAUGGGAGAUUCUCACGUCGGCGACGAAGUUCGAGGACUUUUUGUCCGGAUAUGCGUUGUUCAUGGGUGCCGUUGUGGCCAUCAUGGUGUGCGAGUACUUCUGCUUCGCCAAAGGCAACAUCUUCCUCUCAUCCCUGUAUGACGGCACGAAACUCAACAAAAACUACCGAUACUACGGCGGGUGGAACAUCCAAGCCGUUAUCGCGUACAUUAUCGCAAUUGCGCUGCCAUUCCCUGGUUUCGUCGGCUCCCUCGGCGCCAGCGUCUCCACCACCGCGACCCGCAUGGGCGAUCUCGGGUGGAUCUUAUCCUUCACGACCGCCUUCGUGAUGUACUACAUCAUCUGCACGUUCUGGCCCACGGAGAACCAGAAAUUGAUUAAGAAGCAGGGGUUGGCGUGGGAGCAGACGGCCCAGGAUACGGACCCGCAGGACUUUUAUCUGACCGGGGCGGGACUUGGGGGUGCGGAUGAGCCGGUGGCGGCUCAUCAGCAGGUGGUUGUUGAGAAGGGGGUCGUGGAGAAGGAUGUAUAA